Molecule: messenger RNA, 1572 nt
Organism: Capsaspora owczarzaki ATCC 30864
Lineage: Eukaryota; Filasterea; Ministeriida; Capsasporidae
Exons: 1
Source: RefSeq, a predicted model, not a curated record
CUAUCGUCAGACUUUAUUGGCAUCUCUGCAUUCUGGCACAAAGCCUUUGAGGCAUGGCACGAGCUCAGGCCAGAGCUCCAAACCCCUGCCUGCCGCGACGAGGCGCUCGCUCACCCGCUCUGGGACUCACCGGACAUCCAGGACGACGGCAAGCCGCUCUGGUGGCCGAGCUGGAUCCUCAACGGAUACAUGCGCGUCCGCGACCUGCGCCGCUUCAUCGGUAACCCAGCUAGAGAAGAGUGGUCCCCGCUCUCGCUCGUCCAAAGCUUCACCAACGCAAAAUACUACAACAAGCUCCACGAGGCACUCGACCGGAGCGAGCUCUCGUCGCUCGUAGAGCAGGAUAGCUCCACAAUCCCGUCAGUGCAAGAUCUACCGUGGUGCUGGGCCCAACCAGCCGACGACGACGACGCCAAUCCCAAACUCUUCAGAGUUGUCAAGCUCCGCACGGGCAGCCCGCUCACAAGCAGCUCACUCGGAGCCGGCCAAGUGUUCUACGAGUCGGAGAACGCCCUGAUCGCGCCUGCCCAGCCAGGCCUAGUCCUCACCAAGUUCCGCCUGGCAACCGCGCAACACGCCACCGUCGUCUACUGGCGAGCUCCCAACACCAAGCCUGAACCAAACAAGCGGGGAAAGAUUUUCCUCCCACGAAAGCAGCUGUACCAUGUUGGCCGCACUCAACUCAUGCCCCUCAUCUGGAGCAACAUCGUCCUCAACGGUGUUCACUCAAGCGUCCAGAAGCCCCUGCAAGUCACAUCGCACAAGCUCAAACUGAAAACGCUAAGGCAGCUGCUCACUCCACGUCCCUCGAGACCAGACGCCCUCCAAUGGUGGAUCAACAAAGUUGGCUACGUGCCCUUCGAAUCACUGGCCAGCUCCAUCAGAACCAGUCUAGUCACAUCCAAGCAAGCCUCCCUGCUCUGGCGCAUUGCACACCGCACCACCCGACUGGGCGCCGACUGGCUGGAAACAGAUGGUCAAGCCCUGCGCGCCGGCUCGCUCUCCCGCGAAGAGUACGACGACAGAAUUGCCACUGGGCGCUACGACUGCGCGCACUGCAAACACGACGGCCGCUCGGCCAGAGAGACCUGGCACCACAUCCUUGUCCGCUGCCACACAGCCCAAGCGGUUUGGGAAACCGCGAACGCCAUCUUCCAGCACGCUCACUCAAGUUCCCUCCCAAUGUUCGACAAAGCCCUCCUGUUCGGUCCCUUCCCCACCACGCUUGCGCGUAAAAAGGAAAUGCGAGCGCUUGCCACGAUCCUGUACCACCUCGGACGCUGGGCGAUCUGGCGCACCCGCUGCGAAGCAAAAAUCAACAACACAUUCACACCCAGCCACACCACCUUCAUCAAGCUCGUCCACUCCCGCGCCCUGCAGGACAUUGUGCCGCGAGCCCCGCCUGCUGACUCUCCCACGUCGAAGAUGUGGGGAAAGUGCAUUGUCAGGUCAGAAGAGAAGACCACCAUUUCACUUCUACCUCCGAAACCCGGUGAGCAUGAGCAAACCGAGUCACCAAGCGGCGCCCGUAUGACCAGGACGCUAACACCAAACUUGCAACCGCAAGAAUAA